CGUGUGUCAAUCAUCCAGUAAAGUGGGCGGGUCUAGUGGAAAAUGGCGACCUUAUCUGUCGGAGAACCUCAAGAGAUGGAAGUUGACAGGAGGGGUGAAUCUGAGGAAUCUGGUGAUGAUGAAACCAAAAGAAAGAGCCUCAAUGGAGAGGUUGAAUCUCUACAAGCUCCUUCCACUGUACCAGAGGAGUCACCGGUUGACAUGGACACCAUAACCUUAGACCCAGAUGAGGAGGAUGUGGAUCUAGUCCACUGUAGAAUUGGGAAGAUCGAAGGUCUAGAGGUCCUUAAGAAAGUAAAGACAAUUUCUCUCAGACAAAACCUCAUCAAACAGAUUGAGAACUUGGGAAGCCUUGUCUCAUUGAGGGAACUUGACCUUUAUGACAACCAGAUUCGCAAACUUGAAAAUCUCCAGGCGCUAACAGAGCUUGAGCAGCUAGAUGUAUCGUUCAACAUAUUGAGAAAGAUUGAGGGAUUGGAGUGUCUUACAAAACUGAAGAAGCUCUUCCUGCUUCAUAAUAAGAUCACAAGCAUUGCCAACCUUGAUCAACUAACCAUCCUUGAGAUGCUCGAGCUGGGCUCUAAUCGUAUCAGGGUUAUUGAGAAUCUGGAUUCUCUUGCUUCUUUGGAAAGUUUGUUUCUUGGUACAAAUAAAAUCACUCGGUUACAGAACCUUGAUGGACUGCACAAUCUGACGGUUCUCAGUAUCCAGAGUAAUCGAAUCACAAAGUUGGAGGGACUCCAGAAUCUUGGGAACCUGCGAGAGCUUUACUUGAGUCAUAAUGGCAUUGAAGUCAUAGAAGGCCUGGAGAACAAUAAAAAGCUGACAACUUUAGAUAUUGCUGCAAACAGGAUAAAAAAGAUUGAAAAUAUUAGGCACUUGACUGAUUUAAAAGAAUUCUGGAUGAAUGACAACCAGAUUGAAAACUGGGCUGACUUGGAUGAACUUAAGAAUGCCAAAGAUCUGGAGACUGUCUAUCUGGAGAGAAACCCCCUGCAGAAGGAUCCUCAAUACAGACGCAAGAUCAUGCUGGCACUGCCCAGUGUCAGGCAGAUUGAUGCAACCUUUAUCCGUUUCUGACCGUUCACUUCACCUGCACCACACCAUUGUUCCCUCCCUCACCCUGCCGCUAUAUGCAGAUUAUAAACACAUCUCCAGCACUAUCUUUACAUCAUCGACAUCAACACUCUCUGCCCUGUUUUGUCUUUUAUUUGCUUUUUAACAAAAAAAUAAGAAAAACUCACACUCCCAGUGUUGCCAUUCAAUGUGCUGGCACCUUUUAUUUACACACAGAGAAAUAAUAUACCUAUACCCUGACGUAUGCUAUAGUGUGAAUGAAUGUUAAUUUAUUUUCAAUUUAGGACUGAAGCAGAAAACGAGUGAUAGGAAAGAAGCUGACUUCUGCGGUUUGGGAAUGGUUUAAUAGUGACCGUUGCUGCAUUAUGGUUAGGAAAUUAUUGUAUUGUAACUAUCUUUCUUGCUUCAUCAUAGCAGCGUCUUAUAUAAACAAAAGAGGCAUGUAUAAUAUUAGAGAUCACCAUACAGCUUACCCUGUAUGAUUGACAUCAGUUGUAAAUUCUUGUUGACUAUAUGGGGUGGUAAAAGAUCAGUGUUCAUUGUGCAUUCAGGUACUGAAGAUGACUCUAGAAUGAUUUCUCUGACACCUGAUCUAGCACUGAACAAUACAGGGACUGCUCACUAGAGCAAUAUGUAGGCUAUGCUGCAAUGGAUUAAACCUGCAUAUCAGUUCUGUUUCUCAUUUAUCUGGUUGCAGCACUAUGCUGAAACACUGUUGAAUAGAUUAAAAGCUCUUUUAAACUUAAUUUAAGUUUUGGAGUUCACAACUUGUUUUUUAUGUGAUGACACUUGUUCACUCUUCAUUAAUACUAUAUGUUAGCAGCCUCACUUAUGAAAAAAAAAGUUAUUCCACAACAUCUUAAGUUGUAAUGAAUGCAAUUUUAGACCAAGUCUUAAAGGGAUAGUUCACCCAAAAAUGAAAAAUCUAUAAUUAUUUGCUCGCCCUCAUGUGGUUUUAAACUGAAAUGAGUUUCUUUAAUCUGUUGAACAUAAAAUAUUUUGAUAAAUUAUGGAAACCAUUGACUUCCAUAGUUGGAAAAAAUACUGUGUGCUUAUAUAAUUUAUCAAAAUGUUUUCUUUUGUGUUUAACAGAAUAGGAAACUUACACAGGCUAAGAACUACAUGCGGGUGAAUAAUUUUUUUUUUCAUUUUUAUGUGAACUCUUUAAUAUCUACAUUUGUAUUUUUGUUUUUAUUUUUUUAUAUGUGACGUUUCUGAAACAUUAUUUAAAAUGCACUCAAAUAUUCACACAGCUAGAAGUUUUUUCAACUGUGUUGUGACUGUCAGGUAGGCCAUUCAUACUUGAUUGGAGGUGUGUGUGUGUGUAAGGGGUCUCAUUUAAAGGGAUAAGCGGUCCCUUUAAAUGUGUCAAGGAUGAGAGCAUAGAUUUUUUUUAUUAGCUUACAUUUUGGUUUUACAAGCAAGUUUGUUUGACUGUUUCUGAAUUGAAUGUACUAUAAAUAAUAAACUGAAUUUGAACAA
Molecule: messenger RNA, 2559 nt
Organism: Paramisgurnus dabryanus
Lineage: Eukaryota; Metazoa; Chordata; Actinopteri; Cypriniformes; Cobitidae
Gene: ppp1r7
Product: protein phosphatase 1, regulatory (inhibitor) subunit 7
Molecular function (GO): protein binding
Source: RefSeq, a predicted model, not a curated record